This is a messenger RNA of Cyanistes caeruleus (blue tit), 2782 nucleotides long. The record is from RefSeq and is a predicted model, not a curated record. NCBI's taxonomy places the organism in Eukaryota, Metazoa, Chordata, Aves, Passeriformes, Paridae.
UCAUCUCUUUUCCUGGAAAACACUGUGUUUCCAGGUGAGAAAAGUCUCACUGAACAUCCUAAAUCUUGUCUAUUCUAGCUGUAUUAAUAACCUCUAGCUACAAACCCCUAAUUAAAGGAACUUAUUAGGUCUUUUCCAAAUGGAGCCAGGGUUGCACAGCCCUGACCACAGGACCUCUGUGUAACUCAUGGAUUCUCAAACUGGCUUCAUCCAGCUCCUUUGGGAGGAAGAGGAUCCUGCCAGGUGAAGUCCAGCUCCUCCUAAAGUCACAAAAGGGUCAAAGAGGAGGUUCUUCCCAGGGGAAGUGGUUCCAGAGGUGGUUUUGGAGGAACCUCAUCCUAGUGACUUCUUGAGAAAUUAAUCUGGACUGGAGCCUCCAAGUGGUGCUGCCAGCUGUAGAGUUUGGCUCCCAAAUGCUUUUCCAUAUGUCCCUGGCCACUGAAUGUUGGAAAGGUGGAGUCUGGCACAGGGAUGGGAAGAGGGAUGGAUCCUCCCUGUAAGAAGUAAAAGUUGCUCCUGGGAUAUUCUGGGAAUGAGAAAAGAACAUGAAUGGGAAACAAAGAGCACAGUAGGUGCUCCUUGUGAUGUGGUGAGGGGAGGUCAGACACCCCCAAGGACCAUCAAGGUCUUGCACCCCUUGAAAUACCAAAAGAGGUGGGGAAAUAUGGGAGAGAAUAUGAGCAGGGGUAACUGUAAUUACGGAUGGAGGCUAAUGAGAUAAGGAGAUCUGUCAGCAAAGCUCAUGAGUCAGGCAGGAUUUGGGGAAUUUCACAACUGCCCCACUGGUGUUGGUGUUUAUCCGACCUCUCCGGGCAGCCAUUAAUUGCUGCCUGAUUAACCAAACCCAAUAACAACAUUAGAGACCUGCUAAUUACCACGGAAUGGAGACAAGCUCCUCCAGAACGUAUAAAGGAGAACUUCCAUACUCCUCUGGAGUAGCUGAGGAUCCUUCAUUCUCAUUUCUCCUCCUGUUUCAUCACCUCCUCUACCAGCUCUCCUGCCUGGAAGUGCUGCCAUGAGACAAUAUUUCUCCAGAUAUGGGAAUGGGAAUUUCAGUUCUUCUUCCACUCACUGUGGGACCACUGGUGGUGGAGAUGGGAGAUUCGGAGGGUUUGGGUAUGGGUAUGGUAGCAGGAGCCUCCACAACCUUGGAGGGUUUAGGAAUGUCUAUACUUGUGGAGGCUAUGGAGGAGAAGGAGUAAGAUAUGGGAGAUGCCUUGGGCUUGGUGGCUGGAGACAACCUGAGAGGGGAUUUGGUGGAAGAGGAUAUUUCAUAGGAGGUUUUCAGAGUGGUGAAACAGGGCUUAGUGGCACCUACAGAGGAGGUUCAGGCAGGGAGGUGCUCAGAGGAGGCCUUAGAGUAGGGGAACAAGGGGCUGGACAGGGAUUGGGACAGGCUGGAGCUCUCCGAGGCAUUGAGGAGGUCCAUGUCAACACCAACCUGUUGAGGCCAAUACAGCUCCAGGUGGACCCCGAGUUCCAGCAAGUGCGCUCAGAUGAGAAGGAGCAGAUCAAAUCUCUCAACAACAAAUUUGCAUCAUUCAUCGAGAAGGUUCAAUGUCUGGAGCGACAGAAUCAGGCACUCUUGGCCAAGUGGGAACUUCUGCAGCAGCAAAGCUCUGGCCCUGAGGAAAGCAGGAACAUCAACAACUUCUUCAAGUCCUACAUCACCAACCUGCAGCGGCAGCUUGAGACACUCCAGAGCCAGAAGGAGCAGCUGGAUCCUGAAGCCUACAACAUGCUCCAGCUUGUUGAGGGUUAUAAAAACAGAUUUGAGGAUGAGAUCAACAAACGCACGUCCAUGGAGGAAGAAUUUGUGGAGCUUAAAAAGGAACUGGAUAGUGCCUACAUGGGAAAAAUGGAGUUUGAUGUCCGAGUGGAUAUCCUGAGGCAGGAGCUGGAAUUCCUUCGGUGUUUAUAUGAAGCUGAACUGUCUCAGCUGCAAACGGUUGUUGGGAACACUGAUAUUAUUCUGUCCAUGGACAACUACAGGGACCUGAACAUGGAAGGAAUCAUUGAGGAGGUCAGGCAGGAAUAUGAGGGGAUGGCCCACAGGAGCACAGCCGAAGUGGAUGCCAUGUACCAGCGCAGGUACCAGGACCUGCAGAACAUGUGGGUGAAUCAACGAGAGCAGCUGAGGAACAGUCACCAGGAAAUCCAGGAACUUGCCAGGCAGAUCCAAAGACUCCAACCAGAAAUUGAAAUUGCAAGGAAAAGGAAUUUCAGCCUCCAGGACUCCAUUAAAGAUGCUGAGCACUGUGGGAGCUUGGCCAUCAGGGACAGCCAGGAAAAGCUCCAGAAGCUGGAAAAUGCUCUCCAACAGGCCAAGGAUGACCUUUCUCAACUUGUCCAUGAUUACCAGGACCUCCUGAAUGUGAAGCUGGGCUUGGACAUUGAGAUCGCCAUGUAUCGAUCACUCCUUGAGGAGGAGGAGAACAGGAUCCAGGAAGGAUCACCGGCCACGAUAUGGCAGAAGGGAAGGAAAUAAAAACUAGUCCCAAGAUUUGUGGAAAAGUUGAGGAAGCUGAAGGAGAGAAAAACAUAAUCUUGGCCUCUGCAAAUGCUGGGCUGCACUGAGUGUUCAUGUGUGGAAUAAGAUAUACGUUGUGUUUUUAAAAAAGUUAAAACUAAGAAAAAUGAUAAAAUAUUCCAUAGUCUGAUCUCUGCUAUGGGAGAUUCUUGUUGGGCACCUUCAAAAAUAAGUCCAUGACCACCAAGGUAUCAUUGACCACGACAGCAGAGCUCCUGGGGUAUUUGGAGGCAUAAAAAGUGUGAAGGGGAG